CCAAAAGCGUCGAGCUCACCGGCUCCGCGCGGAGAGAAAAACAAGCGAGGUUCUCAAGAGCUGCUUGCGGGAAACCACGGAUUUGUAAACGUUUUACGGGCGUGCGGACGUUUUCUGACGGGUCUGUGGACGCGUGGCAUGGGAUUCGGGAGCCGAGAAUCCCAUGAGAGACGCUCGAGCAAGUCGUGAGGCGCGCGGGAGGGAGCGUACACGUACACGUAGACGUACGCGCACCUGUACACGUACACGUUCACGUUCACAUACCUGACUUUGCUUCCGGAAUGCGGGACGGGAGGGCAUUUGUCCACGAGAUCUGAGUAAACUUUGAAAGGGACUGCCUACGAAACGAGGGAAGCCCGUAAACGUUACGGUACGCACAACUGUUCACGUACACGUACCUGGACUUGCUUCCGAAAUGCGGGACGGGAGGACAUCCGUCCGUGAGAUCUGAGUAAACUUGGACAAAAGGAAUUGCAUUACAAACCUACAAAACGAGAGUGUCCGAUACGUUCCGUCUCAAGCUCGUCGCGAUGUCGGCGCUGCGGAAGAAGUUCGGGGAUGACUACCAGGUGGUGACCACGUCCUCAAGCGGCACCGGCUUCAACCCGCGGCAGCCGAGAAGAAGAAGAAAGCGGCAGCGCUUCGUGGACAAGAACGGCCGCUGCAACGUGCAGCACGGCAACCUGGGCAGCGAGACCAGCCGUUACCUGUCCGACCUCUUCACCACGCUGGUGGACCUCAAGUGGCGCUGGAACCUCUUCAUCUUCAUCCUCACCUACACGGUGGCCUGGCUCUUCAUGGCCUCCAUGUGGUGGGUGAUCGCCUUCAUCCGCGGCGACCUGGACCAGGCGCACGACGACAAGUACACGCCGUGCGUGGCCAACGUCUACAACUUCCCCUCGGCCUUCCUCUUCUUCAUCGAGACCGAGGCCACCAUCGGCUACGGCUACCGCUACAUCACGGACAAGUGCCCCGAGGGCAUCAUCCUCUUCCUCUUCCAGUCCAUCCUGGGGUCUAUCGUGGACGCCUUCCUCAUCGGCUGCAUGUUCAUCAAGAUGUCGCAGCCCAAGAAGCGUGCCGAGACGCUUAUGUUCAGCGAGCACGCCGCCAUCUCCAUGCGGGACGGCAAGCUGACCCUCAUGUUCCGGGUGGGCAACCUGAGGAACAGUCACAUGGUGUCGGCACAGAUCCGCUGCAAACUUCUCAAAUCUCGGCAGACUCCCGAGGGCGAGUUCCUCCCUUUGGACCAGCUGGAGCUGGACGUUGGCUUCAGCACAGGAGCAGACCAGCUCUUCCUAGUGUCUCCUCUGACCAUUUGCCAUGUGAUCGACUCCAAGAGCCCGUUCUACGACCUCUCACUCAGGUCCAUGCAGACUGAGCAGUUUGAGAUUGUCGUGAUCCUGGAAGGCAUCGUGGAGACCACUGGCAUGACCUGCCAGGCCCGCACCUCGUACACGGAGGAUGAGGUCCUGUGGGGUCACCGUUUCUUCCCGGUCAUCUCUCUGGAGGAGGGCUUCUUUAAGGUGGACUACUCGCAGUUCCACGGCACCUUCGAGGUCCCCACUCCCCCCCACAGCGUCAAAGAGCAGGAGGAGAGUUUGCUGCUGUCUUCGCCCCUUACUGCCCCCUCGCUGUGCCAUAGCACUGGCGGCCUUACUGAGGGCAGCGGGACUCUAGAGGGUCUGGAGCUGCAGAGCGACGCAGAGACCGCAUCGGUCAACAUGGCCGCCCCGCUGUCUAGCACCAAGCUUCCGGCCAAGCUGCAGAAGCUGACCGGCCGGGACGGAGGUGGACGAGAUGGCAUGCCCCGCAAGCUGCUGCGCAUGAGCUCCGAAAUCACUUACAACCUGGGAGACCUGCCUGUCAAGCUCCAGCGGAUAAGCUCCGCCCCCGGCGUGGCUGAAGAAAGGUUACCACCGAUCAGCUCCCUCCUCAGCCCCACCGAGGACAAGCUGCCUCCCAAACUAGGGCUGGUUGGCGGGAUUGAACCCAUCAGCCAAUCGGUGACAGACCUGCCCCCCAAACUGCAGCGGUUGGCUGGUGGGGUAGGAGGGGUCGGGAUUGGAGGGAGAAUGGACGGUCACCUGCCGCCCAAACUCCGGAAGAUGAACUCAGAGAGGUUCACAGGGUUAAGUCUGAAAUGAACUGACUUGCCAUUUACCUCCUUUGUAAUCGUGGCUGAAUAAAACGGACAAUAACGUUAAAGCGAUACUUCAGAAAAUUACAUUUACACAAUUUUGCCCUUCCCCCAAAUGUGGUUGGUGCGCCAGGACAUGUUUGGUGUCUGAAUUUAGCUUGUUUUUAUACUGGAGCUCAAUGCCUAAUGUAGCUGAAGAGCAAUGGAAGCUUAAGUGGGCAGUAUACUUGAAAUGAACAUGCUGUCAGAAAGUGUACCGAAAGGGCCCAUACCAUGGAAAAAUGAAUUAAAAAAAAAGUUAUUUUCAAGUUAAGAUGUGAAAAUAAGUGAACACAUC
Colossoma macropomum (tambaqui) is the source of this 2474-nucleotide messenger RNA. It is a transcript of the gene kcnj3b, whose product is annotated as potassium inwardly rectifying channel subfamily J member 3b. Gene Ontology annotation, biological process: potassium ion import across plasma membrane; regulation of monoatomic ion transmembrane transport. The record is from RefSeq and is a predicted model, not a curated record. Gene Ontology annotation, molecular function: G-protein activated inward rectifier potassium channel activity. Gene Ontology annotation, cellular component: plasma membrane. NCBI's taxonomy places the organism in Eukaryota, Metazoa, Chordata, Actinopteri, Characiformes, Serrasalmidae.